Messenger RNA from Camellia sinensis, 795 nucleotides. The record is from RefSeq and is a predicted model, not a curated record. NCBI's taxonomy places the organism in Eukaryota, Viridiplantae, Streptophyta, Magnoliopsida, Ericales, Theaceae.
AUGGUAGUUUGUGAGAAGAUGAAGCAUGUGGACUUUGUUGUCUAUUUUAAUUCAACUGAAUGUGAAGUUCAAUGCAUUUGUCGGUUGUUUGAGUUUAGAGGCAUUAUGUGUGCUCACUCACUCGCUGUGCUUGUCAGAAGAUGCAUAAAUGAGGUGCCAAGUAAAUACAUUUUGCCCCGGUGGAGAAAAGAUGUGGAUAGAGAAUACGCAUGCAUCAAAACAACAUACACCGGCUUUGGGAAUGAUUUCAAUGCAAGUACCUAUGAGAGGAUGAACAAAAAAUUGAUUGCCAUUGUACAACUUGCUGGUAACUCUGAAGGCAAAACUAGAAUUGUAGAGCUUGGGUUGGAUGAAAUCAAGGAGAGAGUCAUGAAAGAAAAAUCCGGUUAUGGGAGUCAUUUACCAUGUUCAACAAGAAGUCCGAUUCACACCAGUUCUAUACAAGGAGGUACUAGUAGGAAAGUGAUUAGUCUUUUGGUUGCUAGGCGAAGAGAUCGUCCAGUUACGAAACGGAAGGUUGCCAAAGUAGAUCAAAUUGUUAAUCGGUUCAAGGCUGCUAAGUUGCUUCGAUUUGAAGCUCAAGCUCAAGCUCAAGCUCAAGCGUAUACACCGUAUUAUCCUUAUAUGGUUGGCACAGAAAAUAGUAUGUAUAUACCGGUGGCCCAUGGUAUUGGAGGCACGUCUCUUACUCCAUCGGACUUCAUAAGUGGCACACAGGGAAGUUUGAUGAGUGCUCCAACUCAGAUUUAUAGUUCUGCAUCGGGAAACUUGGAUAUUACAGACUUGUUUGACUAG